Messenger RNA from Chlorocebus sabaeus (green monkey), 6202 nucleotides. The record is from RefSeq and is a predicted model, not a curated record. NCBI's taxonomy places the organism in Eukaryota, Metazoa, Chordata, Mammalia, Primates, Cercopithecidae.
CAACAGAGCAAGACUGUCUGAAAAAAAAAAAAAAAGUAUUUAGAAUGAAUUAAGACCUAGUAACCUAGUAUUUAAUUGCACAACUGGGUGACUAUAGUCAUCAAUAACCUAAUUGUACAGUUAAAAAUAACGAAGACUAUAAUUGGAUUGUUUGUAACACAAAGGAUAAAUGCUCGAGGGGGUAGAGACCCCAUUUACCAGUGUGAUUAUUACACAUUGCAUUUCUAUAUCAAAGUGUCUUACGUACCCACAAAAGUUACAAAUUAAAACUGGAAAUAAAAAGAAAACCUCAUGAAAGUCUAAGAAUCAGAGGUCAUAUAAAACAAUCACAUAAAGGAAGAAGAGAAAGGAAUCAAAUGGCAACACAAUAUAAUUUCGUUAUACCACAAAUACAGAGGAAGACAAGGAAAGAAUUUAUAAAACAACUACGUAAUCAAUAAUGUGACAGGAUCAAAACCUCUCAUAUUGAUAUUAACAUUGAACAUGAAUGGAUGAAAUACUCCACUGAAAAGAGAGACUGAUGGAAUGGAUUUUCAAAACCCAUCAACCAAGUAUAUGCUGCUUACCAGAAACUCAUCUUACGUGUAAGACACAUUUAGACUCAAGUUGAAGGGGCAGAAAAAGAUAUUCUGUGCAAUGGAAACUAAAAUUGAGCAGGAGCAGCUGUACAUACCUCACAUACAAUUAGCUUUGAAUCAAAAGCAGUAAAGAAAGACAAACAUCAUUAUUUGGGAUCAUUUCAAAAAGGGGAUAUAGCAAUCCUAAAUAUGCAUGCACUCAACACUGGGCCACCCAAAUUCAUUAAAUAUUACUGUAGUUAAAGAAAGAGAUAGACAGCUGAACAAUAAUGGUAGUUAAAGAAAGAGAUAGACAGCUGAACAAUAAUGGUAGGGAACAACACCACACUCAUACUAGACAGAAACUGAUAAUCUGAUCCUAAAAUUUAUAUGGAAAUUCAAGGGACCCACAAUAGCCAAAACAGUCUUCUCCAAGAAUAACAAAGUUGGAGGACUUACACAUCCUGAAUUCCAAACUUCUCACAAAUGACAGUAAUCAAGAUAGUGUGGUACAGACCUAUACACAAAUGUAAUAGAAUUGUGAACUCAGAAAUACACCUUCUCAUUUAAAGUCAAUUUGUUUUGUAUAAAGGUGUCAUAAGAAAGGAAAGUAACGGUAUUUUAAAAUUGUGCUGGAACAAUUGGAUGUCCACAUCAGUCAUAGAGACCCUAACCCUGUGGCUCUAGAGGAAUUAAAGACACAUACAUAGAAAUACAGAUUGUGGAGUGGGCAUCAGGGGGCUGACAGCCUUCAGAGCUGAGAGCCACGAACAGAGUUAUUUAUUGACAGCAAGCCAGUGAUAAGCAUUGUUUCUAUAGAUUAUAGAUUAACUAAAACAGGAAACAAAGGGAUGGGCUCUGACUAGUUAUCUGCAGCAGGAACAUGUCCUUAAGGUACAGAUUGCUCAUACUAUUGUUUAUGGUUCAGGAAUCACUUAAGUGGUUUCCUGCCCUGGGUGGGCCAGGUGUUCCUUGCACUCAUUCUGGUAAACCAACAGCCUUCAGCGUGGGCAUCAUAGCUAUCACGAACAUGUCACACUGCUGCAGAGAUUUUGUUUAUGUCCAGUUUUGGGGCCUGUUUAUGGCCAGAUUUGGGGGCCUGUUCCCAACAUGUCCCCCUUUUUUGUUUUUGCAAGACGAUGAAAGCAAAGGUGGCUUUAUCACGAUGAGCUGCUUCUCUCAGGAGUCAGGAUCCGCAUCUGCAGACUAUGCAAAGACAACACAGAUUAAAGGCACAAUCAUUAUUGAAAUCACAGAGCCUCCAAGUGUUUUUAUCCAUUUUAAUGGGUUAAUAGCUGCUAAUCUGUCUGCAGCUCCUUCAAGCACUCUAGUUCCUGGUAUUAAGGUUAGGUGUGCCUGGGAUGCUUUAAAUAUUUGUUCUUUUAAUUUUGCAAUAUCCAAAGACAAGUUUGUAGAGGGUCCUUCUAGAUGCCUUUUUAUUCUUUCCCAAAUUUUGAUCCUAUUAAGAGCCAUUAAUAGUUUCCACAAAUCCUUGUGUUUAGCUCCUAGAGCAGGCCAUAUCAUUUGAGGUUGAGGUGCCACUAUACUGACACGUUUCCAGAUAAUAGGAACUCUUGUCGUUCUUCUUACCAUUUCUGCCAUCUGACCACUUUGUUCAGACCAGCUGAACAUAGUGUGACCAUGGCAUGCUGACUGAGAGGUACAAUUCAUACUAAACAUCCCCUUCAGGGACCAAUCAAUAAUGAUUCCAUGGGAAUCAUUGCACAACACCUCUGCCUGUUCUGCAAUGCAAUCGUCCCAAACAAGCACGUUCAUUUUUUCGGGCCAGGUCCAAUUCUGUUUACAAAUAGGACCAGAAAGCACGUGUAACUGUGUCAUCUAGUAAUUAUGUCUAGGCACUAUUGCCAUCCAAGAUUGAUAGCGAGGGGGUAGGCAACUAGUGGCCUUUCCCAAACAGAUAGGUGAAUGUUCAAAUCCUAAAGAAAUAUUCAUAACAGCUCCUUCCUCAUGUGGGUGAGACGGGCCUCUAUCAUCUGUUGGACCAAGCAUCCAAGAGCUAUCAUUAGUGUAUACCUCCACUGGGGGGUCCAGCCAAGUUACAGGCUGUAAAAAUGGUGGAAAAGGUAAAUAUGCCCAAUGACUAUAAUUGUUCUCUGUGUCAGCCCUUGCCAAAGGAAUACUUAGGGCAGUGGUGAUCACCGCUGUCAUAGCUAUCAUUAAAUUACUCAUUGUGACUGGUUGUCCCACUUUCCUCAGGUUCUCUUCCGCCAUCUGUGACAGCUUCUUGAUCUGUCCCCAGGAUAUGAAAGAUGGCAAGUCCAGAUAGAAUUAAACGGAAGAUAUUAAAAGCAAAAAAAACAAUGCCCCUAAGUUGCCGGAAGCAAGCAGAGAUGCUGAAUAAGUCCAGGAAUGUUGAAGCACUGAAAACAGCAGCAAUUGGGAGUAAUGUUCCAAGUGGUAAUCAGCGUUUCAGUCCUAGUGUCAUAACUACCAAAUGUAGCCCUUCUGAAAAUGGUGCAUCCUCAUUGGACUCUAAUAAAAAUUCAAUAUCAGAGAAAAGUAACGUAUUCUCUCAGAAUUGCAUAAAACCAGUAGAAGAAAUCAUUCAUUCAGAAACAAAAUUGGAACAAGUUGUUUGUUCGGACCAAAAGCCAAGUAAAACAACAGAUUCCCCCAGCAAUGUCUUCAUAGAAGAGGCAAAAGAUUCACUGAACACUUCUGAAAAUGAUUCUGAGUGUCAGACAAAUGGAACAAGAUCCCUUUUUGAACAUGAAGGGGCUUGUAGUCUGAAGUCCAGUUGCUGUCCACCCAGUGUAUUGAGUGGUGGUGUUCAGAUGCCAGAGUCUACAGUAACCAGUACCAUGGAUGAUAAAAUUGACCAGAUGGUUUUCCAUUUAGAAACAAGCUCCAAUUCAGAAUCACAUGGUAAAAGGCAAGGUGACAACAUUUUAUGUUCAGAAGACUCAGGUUUUGUGCCUGUUGAGAAAACACCUAAUUUAGUGAAUUCAGUCACGUCUAACCACUGUGCUGAUGACAUUUUGAAAACCAAUGAUUGUAGUAGAACCUGUCCUUCCAGUAUUUCAAAUGGUGAAAGUGCAGACUCAACAUGGCAGUCAUCACUUGACACUAAUAACAACAGCCAUUAUCAAAAGAAGAGGAUGUUUUCAGAAAACAAAGAAAAUGUUAAACGCAUGAAAACUUCAGAGCAAAUUAAUGAAAAUAUUUGUGUAAGUUUGGAAAGGCAAACAGCAUUCCUGGAACAGGUCAGACAUUUGAUUCAACAGGAGAUCUAUAGUAUAAAUUACGAACUAUUUGAUAAGAAACUGAAAGAAUUGAACCAACGCAUUGGGAAGACAGAGUGCAGAAAUAAACAUGAAGGAAUAGCUGAUAAACUCUUGGCAAAAAUAGCAAAGCUUCAAAGACGUAUUAAAACGGUAUUAUUAUUUCAAAGGAAUUGUUUGAAACCAAACAUGUUAUCCAGUAAUGGAGCCUGUAAGGUUGCAAAUUCAGAGGCUAUGAUUUUGGAUAAGAAUCUGGAGUCAGUUAAUAGUCCAGUUGAAAGGUCUUCUGUGAAUUAUGAGCCUUCUAACCCUUCAGAAAAAGGAAGUAAAAAAAUUAAUUUGUCACCAGAUCAAAAUAAGUCUGUUUCUGAAAGUAACAAUGAUGAUGUUAUGUUGAUUUCUGUGGAAAGGCCUAAUUUGACAACUCCAAUUACAUCAAAUCCAACAGAUACCAGAAAAACUACGUCAGGAAAUUCUAGCAGUUCUCCUAAUGCUGACGUUACGGCGGUACAGAAGAAACUUGAUUUUAUAAUUGAUUUGACAAAAGAAGGCCUGUCCAACUGCAAUACAGAAAGUCCAGUAUCACCCCUGGAGUCACAUUCGAAAGCUGUUUCAAACUCAAAAGAAACAACCCCAUUGGCACAAAAUGCAGCCCAGGUUCCUGAGUCCUUUGAGCAGCUGCCACCUCUCCCAGAACCACCAGCACCACUACCUGAAUUAGUAGACAAAACCCGAGACACACUUCCUCCCCAGAAGCCUGAGCUCAAAGUGAAACGGGUUUUCAGACCAAAUGGCAUUGCCCUGACUUGGAAUAUAACCAAAAUCAAUCCCAAGUGCGCUCCUGUAGAAAGCUACCACCUCUUCCUGUGUCAUGAGAACUCUAAUAAUAAAUUAAUUUGGAAGAAGAUUGGAGAAAUUAAAGCUUUACCACUCCCCAUGGCCUGUACUUUAUCUCAGUUUUUAGCUUCCAACAGAUACUAUUUUACUGUCCAGUCAAAAGAUAUUUUUGGACGAUAUGGACCAUUCUGUGAUAUAAAAUCUGUCCCUGGGUUUUCUGAAAAUCUUACCUAAAAGCGAGGUCUUUAAUAAUUAUAUAUUAUACUACUUUUUUUUUCAUAUUUGUUUACAAUGUUACUGUAAUACUAUUUGCCGUUGUAAAAGGCCAGCUUAGAUUGUGAGCCCUUUCUAUUGGGACAGUCCUCUUGUAUAUGUUGUUAAGUGGCCAGUAAUUUGAUGAAUUUCUGGUUUGUAUUAAAUAUGUCCUUCCAAUGAAUAAGUUCUAAAACAUAUGCUGUCUUGGUCGCGUGUUGCUGAGGUGUGUUGUGAACAAUACCUUUGGUGACUGGAACUGCUGCUUCUAUCGGAAGACCUAGGAUACAAGCAGCCACUGUUUCCUCCAUUAAUAAUCAGCUUUUAGUGACCUGCUGUGGUCAGCAUAGCUACAGGAAAAGUCAGCCCUUGACUGAGGGCCAGAUCAUCCCUGGAGUGCACCUCUACCAAGAUUUUAUGAAAAGAUGACAUGUUGGACUGCAUAAUACAAAUUAAUAUAAAAAUUAAAAUUUUUUUUUAUUCUCCCAGGUUGAAGCAAUCCUCCGGUGUCAGCCUCCCGAGUAGCUGGGACUACAGUAGCUUGCCACCACGCCCAGCUAAUUUAUUUUUAGUAGAGAUGAGGUUUCACCUUGUUGGUCAGGCUGGUCUCAAACUCCUGACCUCAGGGGAUCCACCCGCCUUGGCCUCCCAAAGUGCUGGGAUUACAGGCAUGAGCCACCACACCUGGCCAAAAACUAAAAGAUUUUAUGAAAAGAAAUGGCUUCCCAUUCUAUUCAGCUUCUAAGUGGGCUAUUCAUUUGUGCCCCUCCUCUUUUUUGUUUUGUUUUGCACUAUGUCAAUCAUUUGGGGAAAAAGCCUGGAGGUCUUUCCUGAAUCUGUUUGUAGACAUAAUAAAAUGUGUGCUGUGUACACAAAAACAUAAUAGUAUCUCUCAUGAAAGCAUUACCCAACCUACUGUUUGAGUUGAGAAUGGAUUUGUCCACCUUAGAUGUGAGGCUUUAGUUUGCUGAUUUCCUAAAUGCUAUCCUUUGAUCAUUUCCUGGCUGCCAUCCCAAUACUAAGGGGCUCAGAUGUGUCUUGUGGCCACCUCUUCCUGAGAAGAGGUGGAGCUAUGACAAGUACAAGCAGACCAAGAAACUCUGAACAGGACCCAAUGGAGGCAAACUUGAGAAAAUAACUGGGAUGAUAAAAAAUAAAAAUAAUCCCAACUGUUCGAAAGUUCGAAAGAGGGGCAUUCUUUCCUGGUACAUGGUGAAAGUUCAGGCUCCAGAGGCUCAAAACAGGGAAUGGUUUUCCUUGGCAUUUUGUAAAUGCUCUCACAUCUGCAGUAAUAAAGCUGUUAUUUUCUGCAGU